Parasteatoda tepidariorum (common house spider) is the source of this 776-nucleotide messenger RNA. NCBI's taxonomy places the organism in Eukaryota, Metazoa, Arthropoda, Arachnida, Araneae, Theridiidae. The record is from RefSeq and is a predicted model, not a curated record.
UGCAACCUUGUGUAUUUCAUGUUUUGUUUUUGGUGUUGGUCUGCAAAUUAUUCAAGUCACCUGACUUGCCUGUGCAUAAUUGUAAUAAGUUAAAAUCAAAUGUAUUAAUUUCUACUUACAACCAUUUAACUAUCAAUAAUCUAUUUAUACUAAAAAUUAAUAAGUCACUAUGAGUGGGAAAGAUACCAUACCAGUGUUUCCUUCCAGAAUGGCUAUGACUGUGAUGAAAGGUCGUCUAAAAGCCGCUCAAAAAGGACAUGGUCUUUUAAAGAGAAAGGCAGAUGCUUUGCAAAUGAGGUUUCGUAUGAUUCUCAAAAAGAUUGUUGAGACUAAAUCGUUGAUGGGAGAUGUUAUGAAGGAAGCUGCUUUUUCAUUAGCUGAAGCAAAGUUUACUACCGGGGAUUUCAAUCAUAUAGUUUUGCAAAAUGUAACCAAAGCUCAAAUCAAAGUUCGUAGUAAGAAAGAUAAUGUGGCUGGUGUGAAUUUGCCGGUAUUUGAAAGUUUCCAAAAUGGUGUUGAUACUUAUGAGUUGGCAGGCUUAGCCAGAGGUGGUCAACAACUUGCUAAGUUGAAAAAGAACUAUGCCAAAGCUAUUCACUUGCUUGUGGAUCUGGCUUCUUUACAAACCUCUUUUAUAACUUUGGAUGAAGUCAUCAAAGUUACCAAUAGGAGAGUUAAUGCUUUGGAACAUGUUGUUAUUCCUAAAAUUGAGAGAACAAUUGCCUAUAUCACUUCAGAGUUGGAUGAAAGGGAAAGAGAAGAGUUUUAUCGGUAAA